Molecule: messenger RNA, 1269 nt
Organism: Sinocyclocheilus anshuiensis
Lineage: Eukaryota; Metazoa; Chordata; Actinopteri; Cypriniformes; Cyprinidae
Product: septin-5-like
Exons: 11
Coding region: 119-1249 (376 amino acids)
Molecular function (GO): GTP binding
Source: RefSeq, a predicted model, not a curated record
CAGACAGAAAACAGGGAAAGGGAAAUCAGCGAGGGUAUAUAGAGGCAGAGAGUGAUAAAGUGAGGGUCACGCAGGUUUAAAGAGGGACGGCACACAUUUCUGAGACGUCUGGUUCAGGAUGGACACCAUGAUGCUGCAGGAGAAACUGGUGGAGAAACUUCUGUGUCCCCGAACCAGAACCACCAGACAGAAGGACAAGCAGUAUGUUGGCUUCGCUACGCUUCCUAAUCAGGUCCACAGGAAGUCGGUGAAGAAGGGCUUUGACUUCACUCUGAUGGUGGCAGGUGAAUCUGGAUUGGGAAAGUCUACUCUAGUAAACAGCCUCUUCCUCACAGAUCUCUAUAAAGACAGAAAAUUACUAAAUGCUGAAGAGCGUAUUAAUCAGACGGUAGAGAUCACCAAACACACAGUCGACAUCGAGGAGAAAGGAGUCAAACUCAAACUCACCAUUGUGGACACGCCAGGGUUUGGAGACGCAGUCAAUAACAAUGAAUGUUGGAGGCCCAUCACAGACUACAUCGACCAGCAGUUCGAGCAGUACUUCAGAGACGAGAGUGGACUGAACAGAAAGAACAUAUUAGACAACAGAGUGCACUGCUGCCUGUACUUCAUCCCGCCGUUUGGACACGGUUUGCGGCCGGUGGACGUGGAGUUCAUGAAGGCUCUGCAUGAGAAAGUGAACAUCAUUCCUCUGAUCUCUAAAGCGGACUGUCUCACUCCUAAUGAGGUCAAAAAGCUGAAGGACAGGGUGCGAGACGAGAUCGAGCGCUUCGGGAUUAAAGUGUAUCAGUUUCCCGAGUGUGACUCUGAUGAAGAAGAGGAGUUCAAACAGAUGGACAAAGAGCUGAAGGAGUGCACUCCGUUUGCUGUCAUUGGCAGUAAUACAGUGGUGGAAGCCAGAGGUCAAAGGGUCAGAGGUCGUCUUUACCCCUGGGGUAUCGUGGAAGUGGAGAAUCAGUCUCACUGUGACUUUGUGAAACUGAGGAACAUGCUGAUUCGCUCUCACAUGCACGACCUGAAAGACGUGACGUGCGACGUGCACUACGAAAACUACCGAGCCCACUGCAUCCAGGAGAUGACCAGUAAACUGGCGCAGGAUAACCGUACAGACAGUCCACUACCCCUCCUGCCUCUGCCCACACCAGACGUGGAGACGGAGAGACUCAUUAAGAUGAAGGAUGAAGAGCUGAAGAGAAUGCAGGAGAUGCUGGAAAAGAUGCAACAACAGAUGCAUGAGAAAGACCAGUGAUGCUGACACACACACACACA